UCCAUUUUAAAAAACUCUGUGAUAUCGUCCUGAGAAACGAUUUGGGAAUUUUUUUCAAAUCAUAUUUCCAAUAAGAUAAAAAUCAAUUAAUUUUGUUUACCCGGUAGUUUAUAAACACAAAAUGUCCAAACGUAGAAUAGAAGUGAUGGAUCCUUUCAUUAAGAAAAAAAGGGAAGAAAGAGGAAUACCUACUACAACCACAGGGAGCACAUCAACCAGUGCUUUAACUAAUCCAUAUACAGGACUGCCUUACACCCAAAAAUAUCAUGAAUUGUUCAGGAAGCGCAUUGGCUUACCUGUUUUUGAAUACAAAGCGGAUUUUAUGAGGUUAUUGGCUGAACAUCAAUGUAUCGUAUUGGUGGGUGAGACAGGUUCUGGUAAAACUACACAAAUACCUCAGUGGUGUGUAGAGUACGCUAGGUCUGUGGGUACUAAAGGAGUGUCUUGUACGCAACCAAGGAGGGUGGCAGCAAUGUCUGUUGCCCAGCGUGUGUCUGAAGAAAUGGACGUAGCUCUAGGCCAGGAAGUUGGUUACAGUAUUCGUUUUGAGGACAUGUCGUCUGCUAAAACCAUCUUGAAGUAUAUGACAGACGGUAUGCUUUUGCGAGAAGGAAUGAGCGAUCCUAUGCUUGAAGGUUAUCAAUGCAUAUUACUGGAUGAGGCUCAUGAAAGAACCUUAGCCACAGACAUACUUAUGGGUGUUUUGAAGGAGGUUAUCAAACAGAGAUCAGAUUUGAAAUUGGUUAUCAUGUCUGCCACUCUAGAUGCUGGAAAAUUCCAGCAGUACUUCGAUAAUGCCCCGCUGAUGACGGUCCCUGGUAGAACUCAUCCGGUCGAAAUUUUCUACACUCCCGAACCAGAACGUGACUAUUUAGAAGCAGCUAUCAGAACCGUUAUUCAAAUUCAUAUGUGCGAAGAAGUUCCGGGUGAUAUUUUACUGUUUUUGACAGGACAGGAAGAAAUCGAGGUAGCUUGCAAGAGAAUCAAAAGAGAAAUCGAUAAUCUAGGCCCGGAAGUGGGGGAACUAAAGUGUAUACCUCUGUAUUCCACCCUACCUCCUAAUCUCCAACAGAGGAUUUUCGAAGAAGCCCCGCCAAAUAAACCUAAUGGGGCCAUCGGACGGAAGGUGGUGGUGUCGACAAACAUCGCAGAAACUUCCUUGACCAUUGACGGAGUUGUGUUUGUGAUAGAUCCCGGCUUCGCCAAACAGAAAGUCUACAAUCCUAGGAUUCGUGUAGAGUCAUUGCUUGUUUCGCCAAUUAGUAAAGCUUCCGCUCAACAGAGAGCCGGUCGUGCUGGUCGUACGCGUCCAGGUAAAUGCUUCAGACUCUACACGGAGAAGGCUUUCAAAAACGAGAUGCAGGACAACACAUAUCCGGAGAUAUUGAGGUCGAACCUUGGCUCUGUCGUGCUACAACUCAAGAAGCUCGGCAUAGACGAUCUGGUCCAUUUCGAUUUCAUGGAUCCUCCAGCUCCGGAAACCCUGAUGAGGGCCCUGGAGCUGCUCAAUUACCUGGCCGCCUUGGAUGACGACGGCAACCUCACCGACCUGGGGGCUGUGAUGGCGGAGUUCCCCCUGGACCCGCAGCUCGCCAAGAUGCUGAUAGCCAGUUGCAACCAUAACUGCUCCAACGAGAUACUGUCGAUCACAGCCAUGUUGUCAGUCCCGCAGUGUUUCGUCAGACCGAACGAGGCCAAGAAAGCAGCCGACGACGCCAAAAUGAGGUUCGCGCACAUCGACGGCGACCAUCUCACCCUGCUGAACGUCUACCACGCCUUCAAACAAAGUAUGGAAGAUCCACAAUGGUGCUACGAUAACUUCGUCAAUUAUCGUUCCCUCAAAUCGGCCGAUAACGUCCGACAACAGCUUUCCCGUAUUAUGGAUAGGUUCAAUCUUAAAAGGACCUCGACAGAUUUCACCAGCAAAGAUUAUUACAUAAACAUCAGGAAAGCGUUGGUCAAUGGAUUCUUUAUGCAGGUCGCACAUUUGGAGAGGACCGGUCAUUAUUUGACCAUCAAAGAUAACCAAAUAGUUCAAUUGCACCCGUCCACUUGCCUAGACCACAAACCCGAAUGGGUGAUUUACAAUGAGUUCGUGCUGACAACUAAAAAUUAUAUAAGGACCGUAACAGAUAUAAAACCUGAUUGGUUGUUGAAGAUCGCCCCUCAAUACUACGAUUUGAACAAUUUCCCUCAGUGCGAGGCCAAACGUCAAUUGGAAAUAAUACAACAGAGGAUGGAUUCCAAACAGUAUCAACAGGGUUUCUAAAAGUUCAUUUUCGCAAAAAAAAAUUGUGAAUACUUGAUUGAAAAGUUAGUUUUCAUUCCAUUUUUGAAGGUUUCUUCAAGUUUCUCCAGAAUUAAUGUUUAUUCUGCUGUAUUAUGGUAAAUAUUAAUGAAAUAAAAUUAUUUAACAUUU
This is a messenger RNA of Coccinella septempunctata (seven-spotted ladybird), 2419 nucleotides long. RefSeq names its product putative pre-mRNA-splicing factor ATP-dependent RNA helicase PRP1 (gene Dhx15). The record is from RefSeq and is a predicted model, not a curated record. Bases 122 to 2269 code for a protein of 715 amino acids. The transcript is spliced from 9 exons. NCBI's taxonomy places the organism in Eukaryota, Metazoa, Arthropoda, Insecta, Coleoptera, Coccinellidae. Gene Ontology annotation, molecular function: ATP binding; RNA helicase activity; RNA binding. Gene Ontology annotation, cellular component: spliceosomal complex; intracellular anatomical structure.